Colletotrichum gloeosporioides is the source of this 3372-nucleotide messenger RNA. Its product is annotated as Heterokaryon incompatibility protein 6. The record is from RefSeq and is a predicted model, not a curated record. The transcript has 3 exons. Lineage: Eukaryota; Fungi; Ascomycota; Sordariomycetes; Glomerellales; Glomerellaceae. The coding region runs from base 1 to 3372 and encodes 1123 amino acids.
AUGAUGCCUUUCAAAUACGACCCGCUCGAUUUUGCGAAGCCAAGUAUACGACUUCUGCGUCUUUUGAAAGGCCGUGAUGAUCCGAUCCGCUGCGAGUUGUUUGAGGUUCAAAUCGCGGAGCAAGUACGCGAUACCCCAUACGAAGCACUUUCAUAUGUUUGGGGCUCGUCUAGUCUCACUCACGAACUCGAGGUUAAUGGCAAGGAACUACGGAUCACCGCAAACUUGCAUGUUGCCCUUUCUCAUCUUCGUCUUGUUGAAGCUGAUCGAAUAUUAUGGGUUGACGCCGUUUGUAUUGAUCAGAAGAACCACAAAGAGCGAGGUCAUCAAGUACAACAAAUGGGAGACAUCUAUCGCCAAGCCAGCCAAGUUGUUGUCUGGUUAGGAGAAGCGACAUAUGAAGCCGAAGUCUUCAUGACGGUAUUGCAGAAGCUUCAAGCCGACAUGGAGAGUGACGGGUCCCCUUACAGAAACUGGGUACCAAAGUACAGAAACAAGUCGCAACGAUAUUGGUACAAGCGGUGGCUUGAAGAAGUGGAGCAUGAGAUGUGGAGCAGGCAUCCCGAGUGUCUCAAUGGGCAUGUGCAUGAGGUUUUUUCCGAACGCGAAAUGGCAGCCGCAAGAAACGGCCUCAUCGAGAUUCUUGACCGCUCCUGGUUUAGGAGAGUCUGGAUAUUGCAAGAGGUUGCAAACGCGUCCGCCGUUAUGGUCCAUUGCGGAAAACUGUCAGUUCCCGACUUGUACUUCGCAAUUGGCCAAGAAAUCAUCAACUUUUGGUCCCGUACAGACAUAACGCCUAAACUCAGAGUCGAGGGCCAAUCACAAGCGGUGCGAGAAAUAAUGCCGACCCGUCGUUGGGCACAUGGCUCCUGGUGGGGGCAUGAGGGUGGGCGGACUAUGUUUUCCUUAUUGAAGCAUUUUGGUCAAAGUGAAGCCACGGACCAAAGGGACAUUGUCUACGCCCUCCGAGGAAUAUCAGCGGACAACAAAAACCCUUCAUUGCCUGCCGUGAACUACGAAAUGUCCGAAAAAGGCUUGGCGAUCGAUACGUCAUCCUUCAUUUUUCAUCGCGAACUCACAUCUUGGGCCCGUCUUGACUCGAUAUCCGACCUGGUCACGCAGCUAGACUGGCUCCUGGCAUCCUCCAUCACUGAUCAGCGGAUUUGCGUCCCCAACGCCAAUGUUUCACGCCUUCCCGGUCAAGGAAUCGUGGAAAUUACGCUAGAAAUCUUGGAGCUGCCCUUCAUAACCGGACACUGGAAGAUGAUUGACAAAAUGCUUUCCCCUCAUACCAAGGGCCACAUCAAGUUUUCUCCAAAAGCAGUCAUUGAGAUUUACCGAAAAUGCGACUCUUUCGUCCCCGAUUUGAGAGAAUUGAAAUCCAGAUCUAACAUAAGUUACGACGAAAUCCUUUACGCUGCGCUUCAAAACCCGCAUAGGGCACAACAAAUCAUUGAAAAGGUCUGGGGGGACGAUAACACUCGGGAGUACGCCGCGGGUUGUGGGGUCAAUGUUUUGAAGCUACUUUGGGGAAGAGAGGCCCCAAAAGAUGAUUUCCAUCCUGGACCAGUCGCAAUUCAUUCAAACUGCCUCGCAGCUCUAGUAUCACAGUUGAUUGGCAACCGCCGAAUGCUCACGCCAUUCGAUCAUUCUUGGAUGAGUCAGGAAGGCGAGUCAUUGUUGGGAUACUCCAUCAAAACUGGCAAUGCCUGGCUUGCACUGAAGCUUCUCCUUACCAUGGAUUCCUUUACACAUGAACCGCUCGACCUCAGCCAACCCUCAAUUCGCCACCUCUGCCUAAUUAAGGGAGACUACGGUCCCAUCCAUUGCCUGAUUUAUCAAGAUCGCCUAGGCGACAUGGCUAUCCCUUAUGAAGCCCUCUCGUACGCCUGGGGCUCAUCCGAGCUGACGCAUGCAAUCACUGUCAAUGGAAAGCGAAUGCGCAUUACUAAGAAUCUCUUCCAUGCGCUCCGUCAACUCCGAUCUAGUGAGCACGAUCGAGUUUUGUGGGUAGAUGCUGUCUGCAUCGACCAACAGAACCACAGAGAGAGGGGACAUCAAGUGCAGCAAAUGAGCGAAAUUUAUCGACGGGCUGAGCGAGUUCUAUUCUGGCUAGGCGAUGGUAACACAGACACUGAUGCCCUCAUCUCUAUGUUGCAGAAGCUCAAAGAUAAGAUGGAAGGGCCCGGUGGUCUCUACAAUGGCUGGGUGCCGAUGAAUCAACACGAAUUGGUGAACGAAUGGAUCGACCGCUGGCUGAUAGAUUGCAAAACCAUGGCAGGCCAUGUGAUUCCGCCAAGCAGUCUUUACAAGAAAUCGUUGGCUCGCGGCCUCCACCUUCUCCUGGAACGAUCGUGGUUCAAGCGUGUGUGGAUUCUACAAGAGGUUGCCAACGCUCAAGCGGCUUUCACUUGCUGUGGCAAGAUGUCCGUCUCCGCCAUGUACUUCGCUCAAUCACCGUCGUUUAUCGAAGCUUUGCCUGAUCCUCAUUGUCAAGCUGUUCUAGAAAUUAUGCCUGGACCUUCUCGCAUAAUUUCUUGGUCAAAUCAACGUUUGAAUUUGUUUUCCCUCUUGAAGCGCUUUGGCACCAGUGAGGCAACCGAUCCACGAGACAUCAUAUUUGCUCUACGCGGGAUUCCGAAAAAGUCAGAUCGUCUCAGUUUCCCAGACGUAGACUACGAUAUCACAGAGGCAGGACUGGCCCGCAAGGCAUUCAAGUCAAUGUUUGGCAUCCCAGUCCCCUCAUGGGCUAUGCUCAACACAAUCAAUGAUCUAGUCACGCAAUUGGAUCGCUUUCUCGCUAGAGAUAUAGUCUUUGAUCCGUACACAGCAACAUGCAGACAUCUGAAGAUAAGAAUUACGGAAAAGUUCCUCCGUACCAUGAUCAAUUCUGGUGGGGAGGGUACUAUCACGGUAGCGCCCAACUUGUGGCGUUGCGCCGACCGAGCUGCGGUGCUACAUGCGUAUCGCUCAGCUCAUUUGGAGUUAGCAACAUUCCUGUUCAAUUUAAAAGAGGAAUCGAUACCAUGGCACCGCUUGGUGUAUUCUGCUCUCCAAAAUUCUACUGGACAGGGAGUAGAGUUGAUCGAUAGUUUAUGCGAAAGCGGCGGCCUGGGUAAGGAACAGACAUCAAUCGCAACACAGAUGCUCUACCAGUUGUUCCCUCUCUGGUUCAAACGUCGCCCCAACAAUGCAGAGCCCAUCGAAGAAAGUUUUGACUCGUCAUGUGUUUUCGCAGAUGGCUUGACAGCACUUCUGGAUCAGCUCAUCAAAUCUGGCAGAAAGGCUCCUGUCGAUUCAUCCUGGAGAGACAGCAGCCGCAACUCAUUGCUUUACAUGGCAGUCAAAAGCGGAAAAGUUGUUCAGUUGUGA